GUGGUUCUAAACAAUCAUAUCAUCAUGAUUACAACCUCUCCCUUUCUUCACUCUAUCCUCUUCUUCUCCAUUCUUCUGUUCCUUCCUUCCAUUUCUGCUCUCAAUCUCGAAGGAAUCACACUCCUUUCUUUCAAACACUCUCUAUCCCACCAGCCUUCACUCCUCCAAAACUGGAACCAAUCGGACCCCACCCCAUGUUCAUGGUCCGGCGUCACAUGCUCCCCAAAACCCGGUCCAGUCACCGGUUUAUCAUUACCAAACUCCCACCUCUCCGGUUCAAUCCCAAUCGAGUUAGCCCGUCUUAAACGACUUCGUGUUCUUAAUCUCUCCAACAAUUCACUCAACGGAACUCUUCCCAUUUCGGUUUUUACUGCAUUUCGAAGUCUUCGCGUUCUUAAUCUUUCAAAUAAUUAUUUAACCGGCGGGAUUCCCGCCGGGUUUGAUUCUGUAAACGUUUUGGAUUUAAGUUCCAACUCGUUUAGUGGUGCGUUACCUCUUCUAUUCGGUGGAGAAAGUUUGAAUUACUUGAAUCUCUCCCACAAUAAACUUUCUGGCUCUGUGUUUCCGGAAUUCGCAGAGCAAAUUCCGGCAAACGCUGUCGUUGACCUCUCGUUUAACAGCUUCACCGGCGAAAUCCCACAUUCGUUGUCUAAUCAGAAAACCGAGUAUUUCGCGGGAAAUGCAGAUUUGUGUGGGAAACCACUAAUGAAAACAUGCACAGUUCCUUCAACACAUUCGUUUCCUCCGAAUGUUACUUUAGACAGUUUUGCUACUCCUGCGAUUGCAGCGAUUCCGAAGUACGUCGGAGAGCCGGAUAAACAGAGUGGCCGGAAAGUGAAUUCAUGGAAGAUAGUAGCUAUUGUGGUCGGAGAUGUUGCUGCUGUAGUGAUACUAGUUGUUGUUUUCUUUCACGCGUAUCAAUUCCGGAAGAAGAGGAAGAUGAAUCAAAACCCGAAAGAAUUCGUAGCCGUCGGGUUUGAUGAAUCUAGAGCUUGCUCCUGCUUCGGCUGUGGAACCGUGGAAGAAUCAUCAGAUACGGAAACGUUAUCCGAAUCCGUAGGAUUUGAACCCGUAAAAAACGACCAGGAAAAUAAAUGUUUGGUUAUGGUGGAUGGAGAAACGGAGCUCGAAAUGGAGACGUUACUGAAGGCGUCAGCGUAUAUACUGGGUUCAAGCGGUGGGAGCAUAGUGUAUAAAGCUGUGGUGGGUGGUGAUGCAGGGGUGGCAUUUGCUGUUCGAAGGUUGGCAGAGUGUAGAGUCGAGAAAAUGAAGGAUUUUGAGAAGAUUGUUAGGGCUAUGGGUAAGCUUUGUUGGAUAAUCUUGACAUGGGUUGUGGGCUUAACUGGGUCAGAAGUGUUUUACAAGUCUCUUCCAUCUUUUCUUUUGCAAGUCUCGUUCUUCUACAUAUUCAUCACUAUACAUUACCUGUGUUCUUUUGUAAAGAAAAUGGCCGGUGAUAAGAAAACGGAAGAAGGUAAUACGAUUGUACCCGUAAGUAGCCAAGGUAGCAGUAGCAUAUCGUUGCAAUGUCCGAAAUUGACGGACACAAAUUACACUUCGUGGGCGAUUUUGGUCGAAACAAUCCUACGGGCGAACGGUCUUUGGGAGGCGAUAGAUCCGGUCACUGGAGCUACUGUGGAAGACAAGAAAAAUUACACAACUAAAGCUAUAAUUUUUCAGUCUUUACCGGAGGAUGUUUUGCUUCUGGUCGCAAAACACAAGUACGCAAAGGACGUGUGGGAUUCAAUCAAGGUUCGUUAUCUAGGGGCUGAUAGAGUUCAGAAAGCUCGGCUAUCGAUUUUAAGAAGCGAUUUGGAAAAGCUAAAAAUGAAGGAGAGUGAGACACUAGACGAGUAUGCGGGAAAGAUAAGCGGGAUUGAAGCGAAGUUCAAGAACUUAGGAUCGACUCUUGAAGACGCAACUAUGGUAAGAAAGUUGUUAAAUUCCGUUCCUAGGAAAUAUAUGCAGAUCGUGGCGUCUAUUGAGCAGUACUCGGAUGUCGAUACGAUGCCGUUUGAAGAGGCGGUCGGGCGAUUGAAGACGUACGAAGAAAGGCUUAAAUCCCAUGAUGACGAAGAAAAUGAUCAAGGCCAAUUAUUGCUUACAAAGGAAGAUUGGGAGGAAAGAACUAGGCGGGGUGAUUUUGAUCAACCCGGACAAGGACGUGGUCGUGGUCAAGGUAGAGGUCGCGGUUAUGGUAGAGGUCGAGGUGGUCGGUUCCAAAGCAAUGAAGACCGAAAGGAUCAAGGUUGGUUGACCGAAUUCUAUGGAUAUGCAGUUGAGAAAGUGUACCAAGUCUCUUCCAUCUUUUCUUUUGCAAGUCUCGUUCUUCUACAUAUUCAUCACUAUACAUUACCUGUGUUCUUUUGUGAGUUAAACUUGGAGCUUAAAUCCUACAUUCGACACCGGAAUUUGGUGAAGGUUCGGGGGUUUUAUUGGGGGGAAGAAGAGAAGCUUGUGAUAUAUGAUUAUGUAUCCGGUGGAAACUUGGCCGGCGCUGCUUACGAAAAGGUUGGAUCGUCUUCAUGUCAUACAUUAUCUUUUGAGGUGCGGCUCAAGAUAGCAAAAGGGAUAGCCAAGGGACUAUCUUACAUUCAUGAGAAAAAACAUGUUCAUGGUAAUAUGAACCCUAACAACAUCCUUUUGACAUCUGAAAUGGAUCCUGUGAUCAGUGAUUUUGGAUUAGAGUGGUUGAUAUCAGGUAAAACCAAUUAUGCAUGCGACAAAUCACGCAACGACACAAUAAUGUGUCGUGAUCAUCUUCAUCGUCAUCAUUAUCAAGCACCUGAGUCAUUGAAAACCUUUAAAUCUAACCCCAAGUGGGACGUUUAUGCGUUUGGGAUUAUUUUGCUUGAACUUUUUUCGGGAAAGGGCUUUUCAGAUAAAGAGUUAGCUAUGUGGAACACGAACUUGACGAUCGCUGACAUGGAGACCAAUAUUCUAAGGGUAACUGACCAGUUUAUAACUAGUAUGGACAUGCAUGGUACAAAAGAUUCUAUUUUGAGAUGUUUUGAAUUAGGGUUUAGUUGUGCAUCAUUGGUCCCACACAAGCGACCUUCGAUGAAAGAGGCUUUGCAUGUGCUUGAAAAGAUCCCAAGCCCGUCAUGAUUAGGAUGAUGAUUGAAAUGGAAGACGUGUGCAAAGGUCACCAUUUUGUGUCUUUUGAUCUUGAGUUUUUGUUGUAGAUGUUGAAGUGUGAACAUGUGUGACAGUUGACCUAAGCUAAUUUAGGUUUGACCUUUUAAUUCAUUAAUGACAAUGUAGCUCUUAUUUGUUGAUUGUUGAGUUGUAAUUGGGAAGUGUUUGUUUCUAAAA
This is a messenger RNA of Helianthus annuus (common sunflower), 3315 nucleotides long. RefSeq names its product probable LRR receptor-like serine/threonine-protein kinase At4g37250. The transcript has 7 exons. The record is from RefSeq and is a predicted model, not a curated record. Gene Ontology annotation, molecular function: ATP binding; protein kinase activity; protein binding. Lineage: Eukaryota; Viridiplantae; Streptophyta; Magnoliopsida; Asterales; Asteraceae. Bases 25 to 3108 code for a protein of 1027 amino acids. Gene Ontology annotation, biological process: protein phosphorylation.